UUUGUGUUGGCUGUGAGUGGGCUAUCCACAUACAGUAUGUCUUAUAACAUGGCGAGCCCUACAAUCUAAAAUACGAUUUUAAUCGAAAAACGUGGUAUAAAUCAUGUUGCGUAAUUAAUUACCCAAAGCUCCAAAGGUCCUCCUACAGAUAAACCCCUCUACCAAGGAUACCAAGAGCUCGCGACUGCAUCACACAGCUUUCAAGAAACUAGCACGAGCACCUACAACCAGCGACACUUCUCUACAGUGUGAGCAGGUGCCAAAUCCUGCUGGAAAAUGAAAUCAGCAUCUUUAAAAAGCUGGUCAGCAGAAGGAAGCGUGAAGUGCUCCAAAAUUUCUUGGUAAGCAGGUGCAGUGACUUUGGUUUUCAAAAAACACAAUGGACCAACACCAGCAGAUGACAUUGCACCCCAAAUCAUCACAGACUGUGGAAACUUAACACUGGACUUCAAGCAACUUGGGCUAUGAGCUUCUCCACCCUUCCUCCAGACUCUAGGACCUUGGUUUCCAAAUGAAAUACAAAAUUUGCUCUCAUCUGAACAGAGGACUUUGGACCACUGGGCAACAGUCCAGUUCUUCUUCUCCUUAGCCCAGAGGCCAGCAUGAAGAAAUUGCUUGUGGACGUGGACUGUGGUGUGGAUGAUGCUCAGGCUAUCAUGAUGGCUUUGGCAGCACCUGGUGUGCAGAUCCUGGGCAUCACCUGCGUUCAGGGCAACACUUCAAUAGACAAUGUCUGCAAGAACGUCCUGCGUGUCCUGAAAGUGUGUAAGCAUCAGGAGAUUCCUGUAUUCCGUGGAGCGACUAAAGCGCUCUUGGAGCAGACCGUCAGCGCUGGAGAAUUUCAUGGCAAAGAUGGACUCGGAGACGCCCCGGACCCCGACGCUCCUGAUUUGGAUCUGGUCCAGAAAGAGGGCGCCGUGUCAGCCAUGAUCCGAAUAGUUAAUGCGAAUCCUGGAGAGGUGUCUUUAGUGGCCACGGCUCCGCUGACAAAUGUGGCUUUGGCAGUGAAACUUGACCCCUCAUUUCCCCAGAAACUCAAAGGCCUUUACAUUAUGGGUGGCAAUACAGACUCUCGUGGGAACACCACUGUGUGUGGAGAGUUCAACUUUGCAGCUGAUCCUGAAGCAGCAUAUAUUGUUCUGAAUGAAUUCAUUUGCCCAGUUUACAUUGCAACCUGGGAGUUCACCUGUCGCAGUAAAUUACCCUGGGAGUUCUGUGACGGUUGGCUGGCUCAGGACACAGAUAAAGCUCGGUUUAUGAAGCAGAUCUUUAAGCACAGCAUGGAGUCCAGCCACAGCGAGAGGGUUGAGAAGGAGCUGGUGGAUGGGCAGGGAUUCAUCUCCUGUGAUUCUUAUGCCAUGGCAGCAGCCAUAGACGACACGUAUAUCACUGAAACUGAACACAAAGCCGUCACUGUAGAGCUGGCGGGGAACUGCUGCCGGGGAAUGAUGGUUGUUGAUCACCUCGAUAUCCUGAAGAAGACUCACAAAGUCCGUAUCUUGAAGAAGGUGGACUUGGAGAGGUUUAAAGUGCUCAUGAUGAACGCUUUGAAAUAAAUGCUCAUUGGCA
Onychostoma macrolepis is the source of this 1569-nucleotide messenger RNA. RefSeq lists its product as uncharacterized. The transcript has 7 exons. Lineage: Eukaryota; Metazoa; Chordata; Actinopteri; Cypriniformes; Cyprinidae. The record is from RefSeq and is a predicted model, not a curated record. Bases 603 to 1556 code for a protein of 317 amino acids. Gene Ontology annotation, molecular function: hydrolase activity, hydrolyzing N-glycosyl compounds.